AUGUCCGAUUACUGUACGAAAAUGGCUCUUCUGGACGAUACUAACGGCAACACGGUCAACAUAAACAACCAACCCAGCGGGGAAGCUGGAGGACCCGGGGACGGCUGUACUGUCGGUGGAGGGAUGGCACCGGCAACUGGCGAUACGGUCACCAUGCUCCACUCACCCUCGGCCGAUGAUCUGAGCCAAAGUUUGUCCGAGUACACGGACGCCGAUGAAAGCAUAUCAGCCCCAACCGAGCUGCUGGCGGAGUUUCUGUCAGCCAUUAUGAUUCGUGACUAUGUAAAUGCGCUCAAGUACUGCAAGCAGAUCCUUCAGUACGAACCGAACAAUACAACUGCACGCGACUUCUACCCACACAUCCUGUCGAAGAUCAGCGAAAUGCAAAACAAUGAACAAUCGGGUGAGAGCGAUGAAAACUACAACUUCAACUGCAGCUCACCACUAGCAUCGUCCGCCUCGUCACCAUCGUCCUGUUCCGUGUCCUCGUCUCCCGCCUCGUCACGCUCGUCCCGUUCCGCCUCCUCCGCGUCAUCGUCCUCAUCCGGGUGUGACAAUAUCGACGAGGUUAUAAUGGUGUGCAGCAGCGACAGUGACGAAUCAUCCGAGGCGUGCUGCUCCUGUCCGGACUCGAUCGGCAACGAGGAUGAGGGUGGUGCGAAGGGUGGCGAAAAAAAGGCAGUGAGCCUCGGUGAUCCGAAGGUAGAAGCGGCGGGGGGAGCGAUCGGACCGACCGGUGGUUCCCGUUCGCUGAGUGACGCCAACACGUCCCAAUCGUACUCGAGCCUACUGUUGGAGGAUGAAGAAAAGGAUCUUACACUGUCGGACAUUUCGAACCUAAACAUCGAGGAAGAUGAAACAUCGAACGAUUGUGGUGGAUCGCUGGAAAACAGUUACACGCCGCUCGAUGUAAGUGGGCCGGUAGUGAAGCCGGCGGUCCCUAGCACGAAUCUCGCCUCUGCCACGGUGUUUGCCUCCAGGCUUGUGGCGAUGCUACGGGCUAAGGUAAUACCGUCCAAGGCGGCAGGUGAUUGA
This is a messenger RNA of Anopheles maculipalpis, 1035 nucleotides long. RefSeq names its product mucin-21. The transcript is spliced from 5 exons. Lineage: Eukaryota; Metazoa; Arthropoda; Insecta; Diptera; Culicidae. Gene Ontology annotation, molecular function: protein binding. The coding region runs from base 1 to 1035 and encodes 344 amino acids. The record is from RefSeq and is a predicted model, not a curated record.